AUGGAAUUAUGUUAACUGCUACCUAGUCAAUUUAAUAAAAGCUUAAAUCUUUCUUCAAAAUAAAUCACAAGAAUUGGGAAAUUACUUCAAAACUCACCUUUCCUAAAUUUAUAGCAUCUUCAUCUUAGUCAUAAUAACAUAUCUAUUUUGGAUGGAAUUCAAUAAUUCAAAUAGUUAAAAAGCUUAUCUCUUUGUAACAAUUAAAUUGUUGAGAUUAAUGAACUAAAAAAAGUGAAUUAGAAUCUGUAAUACUUAUCUAUUCAUUCUAAUCCAUUUACUGUUUAUGAUUAUCACGAUGUGUGUUACAAUCUUUUUUUAAAACUAAAAAGACUUGAUGGAAUGGCAGUUGACAUGAGAAUAAUUAAAUCCUAAAGAAUAUAAGCUGAAACAGUUUCAAGAUGGCUUAUUCCAUGGAUAUAUUAACUUAAUAUUUAGUUAUUGAAUAUCUAAAAAGUAUUAUCCUUAAGAAAUGCAACAAAAGAGAUCGAUUCUAAGUCACAAUUAAAAACAAUUUCAAAUGAUCUUUUGUUAUAGAUUGAUUGGCAAUUCACUGAUAAUUAAUUAAAAUUACUCAAUUCAUCCACUCUAUAAAAUUUAUGUAAAUUUGUUCAAUCAAUCUAAUAUAAUUAGGAAUUGGAUUAAGCACAAACUAAAGAAAUGAAGAAGAUACAUUAUCAAACAUUUCAAGAUCUAAUUAAAUUUUAAUCUUCAAAUCAUUAUGCUUCAUUUAUUGAUUAUUUGAUUAGAUUAAAUGAUGGAGAUCAAAACAAUUAUUAUAAAGUAUUUUUAACAAUACAAAAACCUUAAUUACAUAUAUCUUCUGAUUUAUACCCUAAAGAAGAUGAUUUAAUUCCUCAAGAAGAACCUCUAAAAAUAAUUUAAACUGUACCAACAUUUCUAAAAGAUAAAAUUAAGUGUUAAGAAGUUAUCUCCAAUACUUACAGAAAAUAAAGAACAAUUCCAAAUUACGAAAAAGAAUAGUUCUUUCAAUACUUUCCAGUAUUUCCUUUUAGAUAAGAAUAUAUACAAUCUAUACUUCAAAUUGCUAAUUCUAAAUUAAUUGAACUAAAAAAUUUAGUUUCAUAAGUUGCUUAUUUAAAAUAAAAUGCUAUAUAAAGUGUUCCUUAGAGUGUAAGAACAUUACGUAAGAAAUAGAAAGUAUUAUCAUCAGAAGAACCAGCUCCUUAAAAAUUAAAUCUAAAACCUUCUAAGCUUGAAAUAUCUCCAAGAGAAGAAUAAGUUUAAGAUAUUUAAGAAAAUAUAACUAUUAUUAAGACAUACUCUGAUCUUAAAUUAGAAGUCUUAAAAUAAAAAAAAGCAUAAUCUUUAGCAUCUGUAUUAUGUAAGAUAUUUCAUAGAAGAAUUUAAAGAUAUCUUAGUAGAAUUGAUAAUUAAGAAUAAGAUAAUACAAAAUUUUUAGAUUAUCCUUAAGUUGUCUAUUUAUCAAGUUUAUUUUAUUCUAUGAAAAAAGUCUUAGAAUAAAAUAAAAAAAAAAGAUAAAGAUAAUAAAAAUAGAGAUUAAUGAGCCUUGCUUUUUAGGGUUUAAAAUUGUAUAAAUACAUAAAAUAGAAUGAAGCCAAAAGAAUAAAUAAAGGAUAUUAAAUUCUUUAAAAAUUAUAUUUUAAAAGUUUAGUUGACGGAAUCAGAAGUAUGAAACAUUUACUUUCCCCUCCAUUCAAAACUUUGAAAAAUUAAUCAUUUAAAUUAUCUUUAAAACAAGCUCCUUUCUAAACGAGUUACUAAAAAAUAAAAUUUAGAGAUUAUAAUGAUGAAAAUAAUCAAAAUUAAAAAAUAUGUAGUGUAUGCACCUAUUAGUUUUGA
This is a messenger RNA of Paramecium sonneborni, 1821 nucleotides long. The record is from the annotation of a GenBank genome assembly. NCBI's taxonomy places the organism in Eukaryota, Ciliophora, Oligohymenophorea, Peniculida, Parameciidae.